Molecule: messenger RNA, 13458 nt
Organism: Malaclemys terrapin pileata
Lineage: Eukaryota; Metazoa; Chordata; Testudines; Emydidae
Gene: ATP2B4
Product: ATPase plasma membrane Ca2+ transporting 4
Exons: 22
Coding region: 1222-4848 (1208 amino acids)
Biological process (GO): regulation of cytosolic calcium ion concentration; calcium ion transmembrane transport
Cellular component (GO): membrane; intracellular membrane-bounded organelle
Molecular function (GO): PDZ domain binding; P-type calcium transporter activity; ATP binding
Source: RefSeq, a predicted model, not a curated record
CAUUUUCUUAAGCUAGCGCUGCUCGUGUAGGACUCGCUCAAUUUGCAAAGGGCUGGCUCUGAAAACGGGGAGAAGAGAGAAAACAAACCCAAGCCUCGUCCCUAUCUGCUGAUUAGCUUCAGUGCAGAGAGCGGUGUGGGUUUGCUGGUUUUUUUCCUUAAAGACCUUCAGCGUUAAAGGACAUUGGGCUCUUUCCAGCUUCCUGCUUCCCUCCAAACUUUGGGAAGAGCAAAAUCAAGGAAGAGGGGAGUGGAAAAGGAGGGGGGGGGGAAGCGAAUCCAGGAGUUUGGGAUUUUUUAACCCCUUCCCUUCCAUGGAAAUCCAGGGGGGUUUUCCCGCCAGUGAAAGGCUGGAUUGCUGGAGGCGGAGGGAAAGCAGCGAGAGCAGCCGCAGCCUAUGAAUUGAUUCAGUCGUGCAAAGCCAUUGCAUGGCCGCUUCCCCCGCCCGCAGCCUGCUCUUCGCCAGACUGAAGCGCCCCAACUUGGAGCAGCUGGGCGGGUGGUAAUCCUCGGGCUGGAGGAACCUCGCCUCCCGAGCCAGGAGCACAGAAUAAGAGAAGCAAAUGGUUUCAAAGAAGGACUCAGAAGCCAACCUGUUACUCCCAGAAGAAACUUGAGGGAAGGUUGAAAUUGGGCUCUGAAGGCAGCAGCCUGGUUCAUUUUAAGUGGGGCACAAUCCUUCCUUGCUUCACCAGCCCUUCUGUCCUCGAAGCAGUGAGCUCGAUCCUGAUCUCCCAGCAGCACAUCGUGGGGGAAACUCCAUUUAACACCAGGAUCAGGCCCAUUCUUCCUCCCUUGGAUCCCGAAUCACAGCUGUGAUAUCUGUCCGCAGACAGCUCCUGUUGCCGCUGGUAUCCAGGGAACCCUUCUCCUUCUCCAAGAGAUACACACUGGUUGUUGCUAAGGUCGCUUCCACGGUAACAUGCACAUCCUGUUUACACCUUUAUCUGGAGAAGUUGGGCUCAGCUAGUCACGCCAGCUUCACCUGGGAAGCUGUAGAAGGAAGCACCCACUUCCCCACUUCUGGCACCUCCGCUAGGAUUCUCCUCUCUGUCAAAGCCCCACCAUCCAGUCCUCUCCGGGGCCGUGGAGCUAAGGCGGCUGCUGGGAGCUGCCAAGGACCGUCUGUGUCUCCUGCGGGACAUUCAGGGGAGGGAGGUGAACAAAUAGGAGCCAGCGUUUUUCCGCUCGCGUCUGUUGCAACUCACGCUGAUUUGGCAACAUGACGAACAACGCUGCUGACCACCAUCCUGGGAAUUCGGUCACCGAGGGCAGCCAUGAAGGGGAUUUUGGCUGCUCUCUGGUCGAUCUGCGGACCCUCAUGGAGCUUCGGAGCGGCGAGGCUGUCGCAAGGAUAAAUGACACGUACGGGGGUGUGCAGAACAUCUGCAAGAGGCUGAAGACGUCGCCGGUAGAAGGCUUAUCUGGGAACCCAGCAGAUCUGGAGAAGCGGAGGCAGGUCUUUGGCCAGAACUUCAUCCCACCCAAAAAGGCCAAGACCUUCCUGCAGUUAGUCUGGGAGGCGCUUCAGGACGUCACGCUGAUCAUCUUGGAAAUCGCAGCCAUAAUCUCCCUGGGCUUGUCGUUCUAUCACCCCCCGGGCGGCGACAGCGAAUUGUGCGGCCAAGCAGCGGCGGGCGCGGAGGACGAGGGGGAGGCGCAGGCUGGCUGGAUCGAGGGGGCAGCCAUUCUCUUCUCGGUGAUCAUUGUGGUGCUGGUGACGGCCUUCAACGACUGGAGCAAGGAGAAGCAGUUCCGGGGCCUCCAGAACCGGAUCGAGCAGGAGCAGAAGUUCACGGUCAUCCGCAAGGGGCAGGUGAUCCAGAUCCCUGUGGCCGAGCUUGUGGUGGGGGACAUCGCGCAGAUCAAAUACGGUGAUCUGCUGCCCUCGGAUGGGAUCCUGAUCCAAGGCAAUGAUCUGAAGAUUGACGAGAGCUCUCUGACUGGGGAGUCGGACCACGUCAAGAAAUCAGUGGAUAAAGACCCCAUGCUGCUUUCCGGUACCCAUGUGAUGGAGGGCUCUGGACGGAUGUUAGUCACAGCUGUGGGCAUCAACUCGCAAACUGGAAUCAUCUUCACUCUUCUGGGCGUGGGAGAUGGGGAGGAGGAGAAGAAGGUGAAGAAAGGUAAAAAAGCAGGAGCCCCUGAAAAUCGCAACAAAGCUAAAACUCAGGAUGGCGUGGCCCUGGAGAUCCAGCCCCUGAAGAGCCAGGAAGGGGUGGAGAAUGAGGAUAAGGAGAAGAAGAAGGUGAAGGUCCCGAAGAAGGAGAAAUCGGUGCUGCAAGGGAAGCUCACCCGUCUGGCGGUGCAGAUUGGGAAGGCAGGACUGAUCAUGUCGGCCAUCACGGUCAUCAUCCUGGUGCUGUACUUUGUGAUCGACACCUUCGCGAUGCAGCGCAGGCCCUGGCUGGCGGAGUGCACCCCCAUCUACAUCCAGUACUUUGUCAAGUUCUUCAUCAUUGGUGUCACUGUGCUGGUGGUGGCCGUGCCUGAGGGCCUGCCUCUGGCUGUUACCAUCUCCCUGGCCUACUCAGUCAAGAAAAUGAUGAAGGACAACAACCUGGUGAGGCACCUGGAUGCCUGCGAGACCAUGGGCAACGCUACGGCCAUCUGCUCGGACAAGACGGGCACGCUCACCAUGAACCGCAUGACCGUGGUGCAGGCCUACGUGGGCGACACCCAUUAUCGGCAGAUCCCCGACCCUGAAGCCAUCCUGCCCAAGGUCUUGGACCUCAUCGUCAAUGGCGUCGCCAUCAACUCAGCCUACACGUCAAAGAUCCUGCCACCAGAAAAGGAAGGGGGUCUCCCGCGGCAAGUGGGAAACAAGACGGAGUGCUCCCUGCUGGGCUUCGUCCUGGAUUUGAAGCAAGACUACCAGGUGGUUCGGAACGAGGUGCCAGAGGAGAAGCUCUACAAGGUCUACACCUUCAACUCGGUGCGCAAAUCCAUGAGCACGGUCUUGAAAAACCCGGACGGCAGCUUCCGCAUGUACAGCAAAGGGGCCUCUGAGAUCAUCCUACGCAAGUGCACAAAGAUCCUGGACAAGAACGGGGACCUGCGGGUGUUCAAGGUGAAGGACCGGGAUGAGAUGGUGAAGAAGGUGAUUGAGCCGAUGGCGUGCCAGGGGCUGCGCACCAUCUGCCUGGCCUUCCGCGACUUUCCUGCCGACGCCGAGCCUAACUGGGACAGCGAGAACGAGAUCGUGUCUGACCUGGCCUGUAUCACCGUGGUCGGCAUAGAGGACCCUGUCCGGCCAGAGGUGCCAGAGGCCAUCGUGAAGUGCCAGCGUGCUGGCAUCACCGUCCGCAUGGUGACAGGUGACAACAUCAACACCGCCCGCGCCAUCGCUACCAAGUGCGGCAUCCUGCUGCCCGGGGAGGACUUCCUGUGCCUGGAGGGCAAGGAGUUCAACCGGCUCAUCCGGAACGAGAAGGGAGAGGUGGAGCAAGAGCAGCUGGAUAAAGUCUGGCCCAAGCUGCGAGUCCUGGCCCGUUCCUCCCCCACGGAUAAGCAUACGCUUGUGAAAGGAAUUAUUGACAGCACUGUUGGAGAGCGGCGGCAGGUGGUGGCCGUGACUGGGGAUGGGACCAAUGAUGGCCCAGCCUUGAAGAAAGCUGAUGUUGGCUUUGCUAUGGGCAUCGCAGGCACGGACGUGGCCAAAGAGGCUUCAGACAUCAUCCUGACAGACGACAACUUCACCAGCAUCGUCAAGGCAGUGAUGUGGGGCCGCAACGUAUAUGACAGCAUCUCCAAGUUCCUGCAGUUCCAGCUGACCGUCAACGUGGUGGCGGUCAUUGUCGCUUUCACAGGGGCCUGCAUCACACAGGACUCUCCGCUGAAGGCCGUCCAGAUGCUGUGGGUGAACUUGAUCAUGGACACCUUUGCGUCCUUAGCCCUUGCCACAGAGCCCCCCUCAGAGUCCCUGCUGCUGCGUCGGCCGUACGGCCGCAACAAGCCCCUGAUCUCCCGCACCAUGAUGAAGAACAUCCUGGGGCACGCGGUGUACCAGCUCACCAUCAUCUUCACGCUGCUCUUUGCAGGCGAGAAGUUCUUUGAUAUUGACAGUGGCCGGAACACGCCGCUGCACUCGCCGCCCUCUGAACACUACACCAUUGUCUUCAACACCUUCGUCAUGAUGCAGCUGUUCAACGAGAUCAAUGCUCGCAAGAUUCAUGGCGAGAGGAACGUCUUUGAUGCCAUCUUCCGGAAUCCCAUCUUCUGCACGGUGGUGCUGGGAACCUUUGCUGCCCAGAUCCUCAUCGUGGAGUUUGGUGGGAAGCCGUUCAGCUGCUCCGGGCUCACCUUGAGCCAGUGGCUCUGGUGCAUCUUUAUCGGUGUUGGAGAGCUACUUUGGGGCCAGCUGAUCUGCAGUGUUCCGACCAGCCAGCUGAAGUUCCUGAAGGAAGCCGGACACGGUACCACCAAGGAGGAUAUUCCAGAGGAGGACCUGCUGGAGGACAUGGAUGAGAUUGACCAUGCUGAAAUGGAGCUGCGGCGGGGGCAGAUUCUGUGGUUCAGGGGCCUCAACAGGAUACAGACUCAGAUCAAAGUGGUGAAUGCGUUCCGUAGCUCUUUAUAUGAAGGCCUCAAGAAACCCGAAUCCAGAAGCUCCAUUCAUAACUUCUCAACUCACCCUGAGUUCAUCAUGGAGGAAGACGAGCCUCAAUCCCCAUUCCUCGACGACGCAGAAGAAGACUCCAAGACUGACGGACUCAAAAACCAAGGUGGGAGUAGCCCAGGUGAAUCCUUCUCCCUCAACCAAAAUAACAAUGCGGUGGACAGCGAUCUAGCCGAGAACACCGUCCCGGAGUUUGAAAGCCCCUUAGACAGCCUGGAAUCAUCGGUUUGACCUUUGAACUUUGCUACCCCCUUCACUUCCUUCACCCUGAGUCCCGUGUGAUAUCAGCACCAAUAACUGAUAUUGCAGAGUGGUCACUUCAUGUUAACGGCUCAUAUGUAUACUAUUUUGUUUUCCUUUUAUGAUUUAGUGGCAGGAACCAGAGUACCAUGGGUUGGGGAGGGGGGAGGGGAGGGAGCAGUUUGCAGUGGGUACUUGCCCAGGUGGGAAACAGCCAAGUUGAUAUUUCUUCUCCUUGAGUCAAGUUCCGUGUGUCCAUAGGGGUUUUUCAUUUUGAAAAAUGCAUGUUCAAAGAAAAGGUUCAGAUUGUCUUAAAUAGUCUUACAUGCACGCUUGCCAUCUGAAGGUGCAUUUGUGGGGUGACUUGGGGGUCUUUUAGCUUGUGGGAUUUGACCCCCGAUAACGUCACACUGUGGGGCGGGGGGAGAAGCAGCAUGAAGGUACAGAUUUAAAAAUUGAACAGGGGGAAAAAAUCUUGAAUUGUGUUAGAGGAGGAAAGGGAAAAACCAAACAGCUAUUCCCUGCGGGAGACUCUGAUGGUUAGAGUAUGUAAACCAGUCUUCCACCUUGAAAAAAUGGUACCUAACCUUUACUACUUUUCUGUCUUCGUAUGUGUGUGUCUCUCUGUUUCCAACAUGCUAACUGUGAUUAAAAACAAGGGAGGAGGGUGAUUUAAGAGUCUUAAAUAUGUUGGCUAAGAGAUGAUUUGAAAAAGACCCUGCUUUGUUACAAAGCCCCACAGGAGAUGCUGCCACCAUUGCUGGGAAUGUUCUCCAAGAACUGCCAUGACUGGAAAUAAGAAGUCUUACUUUCUGCAGACCUUUUUAAAUGCAUCUUUUUGCUCUUGAACUGUAUUAUAUCGGUCGGCAGGAUUUUCGAUGGUCGGCAAGAGUCAUGCGUAAUUUAAUAGCAAAUCAUUUCUGAACCACUUUGGUGAGCAGAGGUGUUUUUGCGUGGUUUUUUUUUUGUUUGUUUGUUUGUUUUUUAAACUGUCAGAUUUAAAUAUUCCUUUGGCCCUGGAGUGAGGCUAGCCACGGCUAAGGUUCAUCCCAAAGAACAUACCACGUGCUGCACAUCUGUUUCAAAGCAGUGGCGGGGUCUGGAUGGGAAUCGACUGCCAGCUGCUCAUGGAACCGCUGGGGCAACUUAAGGCUACCCAUCCUUGCUGGGUUUUGCAGGUCCCUUAGGAAAGAGAAGAGACUGUAGUAGGGGAAGCCAUAUUUGCAGUGGCCAUAUCUGCACAAUCCCAUUGAGUGUACAUACCCGCCUCAUGAUGGAAUUGUCCUGUCUGUGUCUUUCUAGGGUUGGAUGAAGCCGUUUGCAAAUAGGGGCAUCCUCCUAUAACAUGGCUGUCUUAUUCCUGGGAAGGGCACCUCCUUCAUCAGAACUUCAGAGGAGGCUUAAUAGCUAGGCUUUGCCCCACUCUCCCUUGUCACAAUGGUUCCCUCUCCACCUUAAACCCUAAUUUGCCUCCCCUCUUGCCUGGAUCUUGUUGCAUCUCAGUACUACAAGCAGAGGCAAGAAAUGAUGAUCUGUGAAGCUAAGGUCAUAGCCAAUGUAACUUACUCUGGAGAAAUCCGUUCCAGGGUGUCCUGUGCUAAUUGUUAAUGUGUCUCUUGGGGUUUUUUAGGUUUGUCCCCUGAUAUUUAGGCUGUGGCAGGGUGAGAGGCCUGGGCUUCAGCUUUUGAUCAUCUGGGAAGCCACUCAAUGAAAUAGUUCUGAGCAAACUCACUUGUGAUGCCAAGAAAGGGUCAAAUCAUGAGUGAUGGGAGAUGUCUGCAACUCCUGUUGACUUCAUUGGGUACUUUUUGUGCCUCUCAGAGUUUGGCCCUAGAUUGGUGUCAUGGAGAAAUGCUGUAGAAGGUUACCUAUUUUACCCCCUUAUCCAACACUUAUUCAAUUAAAAGCUGUACCUGGAAGCAGAGAGAGAACCCACUUGCAACUGACUGUAUUAAAGGGUUUGUGACAAAAAGGGACAGGGGGGCCUUGCCCAGCCUCCUUCCUAACAAGCAGAAAUAUCUUAAUGAGCGAGUGAAGGUUGUGUGGGGUUUUUUUCUUAGUUUUUUUGUUUUUAAGAACGCACAGCAAAAACUCCCGUGCCUUUUCCAAGCACUGCCCAAAGCACCGUCUGCCACUUGGGAGCCCGGUACUUUGCCAAGAAAUAAGUGUUCCUUAAACAACCCAACACUGACUCAUGCCCUGGCGCUGUCACGCUUCAUUCCACAUCUGUUCAGGGUAGACCAAUGAAAGGUCCUUCUCACAGGGUCUUCUGCUCCAUGGCUAGUAAAGAGGAGGGGAUGCUAGGCUCCACAAACUACCAAUACCAAGAAGAAAUCACCACCACUGUGCAUCUUACUUGCAAAUCAAAGCCCACCCCUUUCAUCCAGAAAAAAACACCUGCUUCCUUCAUUCCUUUCAUUCUUCAUCUGAGCUAUAAUUGGGAGGGAUUAAGGGGGAAAUUUAGCUGUUUCUUGGUCUCUUACAUGACCUAUCUGAUAGGAAAGAGAAAAGGAUUUUCGUUUUUCUGUUUUAAAGCUUACAUUGCUUAAAAGAUCAUUUUUCUAUUUUAAAUACUUGCAAAAAAACCCCACAACAGAUGAAAAUACGGUGUUCUUAGGAGUUUACGUAAAUAUUUAUUAAAUACUUUUGGGGGACACUGAUUUUGUUUCUUUGAUAUUUUUUUAUUACCUCGGACCUGUUUUAAAAAAAAAAAAACUUUUGGGGGGGGGCAGGGGGAACUUUGGAAGCGCUUAAAAAGUCACUCCCAGAAGUCUCUGUGACUGGCAGGUUACCAUGAGGGUCUGGUCUACCUUUUUAGUCAAUUUAUUUUUUUGUUCUAGUUUCAAUCGUAGGAGGGGGGGGAAAUAAUUAUAUAUAAAUAUUAUGCAAAAAAUAUAGUUUUCUUUAGAUCAGAAACUGAUAUUUUUAAGUCAGCCAUAUGUAUUUUGUUUAAAGGAAAAAAACAAAGCUGUAAGUCAUGUGUCUGCAAUGGAAUGUGAUCACAUGACUGGCAGUUUAAAGUGACAGGUAACUUAAAGAUUGGUCAGAUUCCAAUCAACUUCCUUUCUCUGAGCAGCCAUCUUUGUACUAAAAGUUAGUUGGAUUACACAGAACUGUUUUUUAUAUAAAUUAUGUUGGUAUGGCUGGUUGCUUAAAGUAUAAGCGUUUAUUGUGCAUACUUUUUUAUGUAAAAUAUUGUUUUUCUAUUUAGUUUCAGUGAUAAACUGGCAGCAGUUAACUAUGGCUUAAGUUAUUGAGGAAACUUAAACUGGGGAGAGAAAGAGAUGGUGCUUUCAAUUUAAAAGGCAUGGUAGCCUAAAUGAAUUUCUUAAAACAUGCCUUGAAAGAUGGAGAGAGGUUUUUAUUUUAUUUUUUACUGCCAACAGAACGAGUGGGAGGGAAAAAAUUAAACAGAUAGUGCCAUGUCAGACAGGAAAUGAAGUAAUAUCCUGUGAUACGUGUUAACUUGCCUUGGAAUGCUGUGUUAUUAAAACACUCUAAACGAUUUUGCAUCCAAUUCUUAAGGGUAGGGUCUGUUUUUUGUUUUGUUAAAUCAAGUGGCAGAUUGGUACCAAAGACAUUACAUCACUUCCUGUGUGCAAUGGUGAAUAUCCAUUUGUAGGAGCUUUCAUCAUGUGAUUAGGUUUGGAAAGGGGGUGUUUGUUUGCACAGGGAUCUGACUUUAAUUUUCAAAGGUUUUGUGCAAUAAGUUUUUAAGGAAAAAAAUUAAAACAAAACAAGAAAAAUAAAAUCUCCAGAAGGAAAAAUACUAAACUGAAUUUUAGCCAUGGGUAGGCUGUAAAAAUAAAUGAGCUGGGGCAGAGGAACAUACUUCCUUUUGAUACAUGUUCAGUCUGUCCCUCAUCUAGAAGCUUUCUCUGUGGGGAGCAUGGACGACUUGUAGCGGGUUUAACUUUAGAUCAUGCCGGGGAAGAGUCAAUUCGAAGCCCACUGCAGACUCCCACGGCCUUCAAUGGGCUCUGGCUCAGGCCCUGUGAGGAAGGGAUCUUCAAGAUCGGUUGCUAUAGUGACUUCUUCCAGUGUUCCACCAGGCAGAGACUCAUUUUAUUUUUCCCCAACAGUCAAGGCCUUUGCUUUUCAUGUGUCCCCAGGUUUUCUGCCUUCACAUGUGUGUUGUGGCAAAUGGCUGUUGAUAGUUGUCUCUGGGAGCUACAGCUCCAAGAGGAGGGGAAAGGUGAUGGUAGGUUCUGUUUGUGCCCUGAGAAAGUCUUAGAUGACUUCAACUUCUGCUGUCCCCACCUCCUUGUGAAUUUACCAAUUCGCUGAGCUAUCUUUAAGGAUCUCCUGAAAUGUGCUCUGAAAAAUCAACUCCCCCGCACAUAUUCCCGCAGUAAAUCUUUCUGGGAGAAGAACAAGCUAAGUAUAGUUGUGGUGAAUAUAACUUUGGCCUGAUAUAACUGACUAUAACUCCUUCAGGCUUACCUAGAAUUUAUGGGUCAAAACCAAUGCUGCUUUGUGACUUGUGCGGUCCUAUUAGUGAUGUCUCUUUUUCCCUUUCCUUGUCAGUAAUUCUGCCCAUCUCUUCCUCUUGGCUGUCUGACCUCUUGUGCUUUUGCCUCUGAUGUCCCUGCUGCCCCCCCCCAAAAAGGGGGCUGUGGUUGGGAUGUUAAGUUAAUUAGCCUUUCAGCAAAGUCCAUGGCUAAAAUGGCCUUUAGUUUAUUUCCUAACCCUAAAUAAAUAUAUAUACAGAAAUAUACACUUUGUAUAUAUUUAUCUGACUCUCUUUAAAAAAAACAAAACAAAAUAACCAAAAUCUUUCUUUUGAAAAGAGCACGCAGGUUUGAACUUGAGUUUCUUUUUUUCAGUAACUAGUAUAAUAAGCACUGGUAUUUUUGUAUUUAAAAAAAAAAAAAAAGAAAAAAAUGACAAAAUAAAAGAUUGACUAUUAUGUGGUAUGCAUGACAUUAAAAACAAUGGUGGUUUCAAAGCAAUAUGUACCCUGGUGUGUUUGCCAUAUCCUAGAGUCCAGCUUAAAGUGCACCUGAUCUGUAUUUGCAUUUUGAUAUUAUUUAAUCUCUAUGUACAAUGUUUUGCAUGUAAUUUAUAUGGUUCUUGGGGAGGAAAAAAUACUUUUUUGAAUGAAUUGUCAACUAGCUGCUUCUGGGAGAAUUUGGAACUCAAAGCAUAGAUAACGCUGUGAUUGGAAAUGGAAGGGGCAGGGGGAAACUACACAACGGAAGAUAGAGGGGGAAACAAAGGGGUAAUGUUUUGAAUCAAUAAAGCUUUUGCUGUUGAGCAGAAACAAUGUGCGAGUGCAUUGAGAGAAUAAAAUGUGCCCACAUGUAAUUGUGCUGUCCUUAGUGUAUGUCUACCAGCUUGUGAAGUCACUGAUCAUCUACUGACGCUGAGACGAAGGGUUGCACUUAAAGGCUCACCUCCGAGCAAAGCUGUAGUGUGGAAACUGGUGGUGUUUUGUUUGUUUCAAUCUCACACCAUGAAAACAAUUUUAUUUAAAAGGUUUUCCAAUCUCCCUCUUCAGCUAUGGGUGACUGUACUGAACUCUGUUUGUUUCAGUUGUUCUGACUUCUUCCAUCUUCGAGCAAGGUCCAGAAGCAGCUGUCAAACACUAGCCAAAGCUAAUGUCUUCUCACAGAUAGGGCCAUGUGGACAUUUUCCUAUUCCUCUGACAGUGUCUCUCCAGAAGCUGUCUCCAACUGCAGUAUGGCAAUGGAGUUGAACUGCAGCUUUCUAGUUUUGACCUCAAUUCAGUAAAGCCCUUUAAAUAUCCAAGUCCAUCCUUCUUUAGUCAUAUGCUUAAGUGUUUUGUUGAGCUGGAGUCUCAAACUGCAAUUAGCACUCGAAAUUUAUCAAAAGAUGUAGCUGAAACAAGCCCUGAUCCUUUGGCAUUUAUGCUCAGGAAUGGCUUUACUAAUCUGAGUAGUCUAUCAGAACCAAUGGGACUGUUCCCACAAGUGAAACUAUUCAGGGGUUACACCAUUUUUAGGACCAUGUGGUUUGAUAUCCGCCUCCCUUUCAUUACAGCAUAGUCAGCUCAGGAGAGGAGCUUGGGCUGAUGACAGAGCUGGGGCUAGAGAUGGAGACUUGUGGGAAUGAGGGCAGAGCUGGGGCCGGAGCUGGGCUUGGGAGCAGGGCUGGGUGGCACUCCUUCAUGCCUCCUGUUGGGACUGGCCUGGGCCCCCCUGCGCACCCCCCUCCCCCAUUUCAGUGGUAUGCCCCACAGUUUAGGGACCACUGUCUUAGAGACCAGCAAAUCAACUGAUGUGAAUUAAGCUUAGAUCUGAGCUUAGGUGAAUGGGAGAAGUGGUUACAGGAGUUGUAAUGCAAGUUCCUGGCAGGGUCACCAUUGUUCCCAGUGGUGUUCUGUCAAAUAUUUAACCUCUUUUUGGGAUCACACACUAGCUAACCCUUAAGGCCUGUCUUUUUGGGUUUAAAAGAUACAGUCAGAAAUGUAGUUUAUUGUUAAAAGUAAAAGCUGGUUCUGAUUGGAUGCUAUUCAGCACAAAUGCUCCCAGUGGUUUAUGGACCUAGUCAGUUUUUUCUGAACAGCAGCUGCGAUGCUAAUUUACGUAGUUGUGUGGUGUUGGUUUUCUUCCCAUACCCAGUUAUCAUGCCAACAAUUGUGGCUCACACUGUCAGUCUCUCAUUUUUGUGCAUAAUGUCUGUUCCUUGUUACUGUGUUGGCCUGUAGCUCUUUUUGGGCGAUAAUUCGGUUGGUUGGGCAUUGGCAGAUAGGAGCAACAUCAUUAUUCCUACUGAGCUUGCAUCUCCUAUUUCCAUCCUGCCACUUUGAUGGGAACUCCACUGCAAUUAGUUCUACCAAGAUUCGUUGUAAUGGGGCCAGGUUACCAGCUGCAGAGGCACUGGCAUGGGGUCACUGAUGAACCACGUUGCAGUCCUACAGUAGCCAAACUUGUGUGUGAUUGGGAAAGGCUAAGAGAUUGGACUCUAUGCGUCUCAAUCAAAGUUGGGCCCAAACUGAGUGGAGAAGAGAGAUCAGGAUACAAGCUCAGCAGAUUGGGCCCAGAUCCUCAAAGGUAUUUAGGCACCUAAUUCCUUACACCUUUUGACAAGCUGGGCCUUUCUCCCUUAGGCUUUGGGGUGGAUAAAUAGGGCAAAAGUUCUGUUCUUUAACAUAAAUGGCUUUGCACAGAGCUGUAGCAUGACCUGGAUUUGGUGUGAAACAAGCAACUUCAUGUCGCUGAAAUUGGUAGGUCAGGGGGGCCCUUCAUUACUCCAUCACUUAAGUUCCUUUCACGGGAAGGGCCAUGCUCUCUGAGGCUUAGCCUGCACAGUUUUUGUACAAAUACAAAUUUUUCAGUGGGAGGGGUGAUUUCCUACCACUGUAAUUAUACCAGUAACAAGCCCUAGUCUAGAUGUAGUUAUACUGGCAUAGUUUAUUCUGCCUUCACUUAGUGGAAUAAACUGUCCUGGUAUAAGCCAGUAUAUACCAAUAAGUUAUAUUGGUAUAACUGUAUCUGUGUAGUUAGUGGUACAAUUUUUUUUAUGUUGACAAGCCCGUGGUGGUGAUCACUUUUAUGGGUGGGCAAAGCCAAUCUUAGCAUUGAAUUUCAGGUGAGAUUCCUUAGGUUUAGUCUACAUGAGGAAAUUUACCAGCAUAAUUAUACCUCUCUAGUUACACUGAUAAAUGUCUCCAUAUGAACGCUUACUCUAGAUUAAAAGUGCCUUUAUGCUGAUUUAAUUUAAACCCUUCAAAAGUACUACAGGCAAAAUCAGAAAGAAGGCACUAUUAUUCCAGCAUAAAUGUGUCUAAGUGGGGAAAUUUUCCAGCAUAACUAUCAGUAUAAUUAUGCCAGUCAGUUUUCCCAUGUAGACAAAUCCUUAAACCCAUGGGCCAGAUCCUCAGCUGCUAUAAAUCCACUGGCUUCAAUGAAGCUAGGUUGAGCUCUUGACUGGCACCAGCUGGCAUGUGUAAUUAGAAGAAUAUCACUGCUGCAGGAAAAGUUCUGCUUUUCAGAAGUGCGAAGCACCUGUGAUUCCAUUUCCAGUUAAAGUCAAUGGGUGCUGGAAGGGGCCCAGCACCUCUGAAAAGUGAAGCCAGAAUUAAAACUGACUUCUUUUUCUAAAAAGAAAACAACCGAUUUAAAAAGGCUCCCAGCUGCAUACAGGUGUUUACUUCCCACUGCAUGUUACAGCGUGAGCUAAGUAUUUCCUGGGCUUUUACCUCACGAGCCAGACUUUCGCUACCUUGGCUAGUUUGCUAACUGCUUUUGGGCCUUGACUCAACUCCAUUUCACAAGAGCCUCCUACCUCAGUCUUCAUUAACUGAAUGGGGUGGUUGAUAGAGAACUCCUGCAGCCUGCCUGGGGACGUGAUUUAAUUUAAGUGAUGAACUUUUGCUGCUUUAAACAGCCAAACAAACAAAAAAUUGACCCAGCGACUCACUGCCUUAGUCUGUGGUUUAAAAAAAUAAAAAUAAAAGCAAAGCCUCAUUAGAUAUCAGUGCUAAGUAUUUACUGCUUCUGUCCUCCGUGUCUGUCGGCGUCUAUGGUCCUCCACAGUGUGUCUCUGACAAAGCCAGACUGAAUAUGGGAGGCCAUCAGUCAUUCAUGGGCAAGCAUUUUUUAAUCCUGUUGUAAAUAAAAAGAUACAAAAAUGUCA